This is a messenger RNA of Schistocerca gregaria, 538 nucleotides long. Its product is annotated as Down syndrome cell adhesion molecule-like protein Dscam2. The record is from RefSeq and is a predicted model, not a curated record. Lineage: Eukaryota; Metazoa; Arthropoda; Insecta; Orthoptera; Acrididae. Bases 101 to 538 code for a protein of 145 amino acids. The transcript has 5 exons.
GCGCCCUGCCACCACGCUGCCUGCUCUGCCCGCUGCGUGACGCCGAGCCGCGACUACGGUGCUUCGAAGGAUACCGCGAAGUACUGCUGCUUCUUCCGCCAUGAAGGUGAUAACAUCGCUGCUGGCGGUCUCCUGCUUCCUGGGGGUGCUGGCCCGAGGCAGCUGCUCGUCUGCGGACGCGCCGCAGGGCCCGGUGUUCCUGCAGGAGCCGCCGCACCGCGCAGACUUCUCCAACUCCACGGGGGUGGCGCUGCAGUGCUCCGCCCACGGCAAUCCGCCGCCGAGGAUCUCGUGGCUGGUGUCUGACGGCAGCGAGGCUCUGGACGUGCCCGGGCUGCGGCAGCUGCUGGACAACGGCACGCUGCUGCUGGCGCCCUUCUCGGCAGACCAGUACCGGCCAGAGGUGCACAGCGCCGCCUACCGCUGCGCCGCCCGCAACCCGGUGGGCACCAUCGUCAGCAGGAGAGUGCAGAUCCGGGCUGGCUACCCUCCAGAGGUGUUAGAGGUGGUUCAACUGGAGACUGCACAGACCACCUGA